This is a messenger RNA of Dermacentor silvarum, 826 nucleotides long. RefSeq lists its product as uncharacterized. Bases 180 to 806 code for a protein of 208 amino acids. Gene Ontology annotation, cellular component: late endosome; lysosome; cytosol. The record is from RefSeq and is a predicted model, not a curated record. NCBI's taxonomy places the organism in Eukaryota, Metazoa, Arthropoda, Arachnida, Ixodida, Ixodidae. Gene Ontology annotation, biological process: endosomal transport; double-strand break repair via homologous recombination. The transcript has a single exon.
GCAGUCGCUGCACACUGCACAGUGCUUUGAACAUCGCUGUAUAUGACAUAAGCAGUCUCGCUUCUGUUUUUUCGAUGUGUGCAAUCUACUGAUAUUUCGGUGGCAGCGUGCGCCAUAGUGGAAGUUCUCUCACAGGUGCAGUGAUCCCGCGUGAGAAACGCCCCUUUCGCCUACCGUGUAUGCACAAGCGUUCGACUCCGAUCAUGGUUUUGGCGUUUUUUAUUGCGUCAGUAUCGGAGAAAACGUCGGGGAUUAUUUACUCUACAUUCUACGGUUGGAACGAGAGGCCACAAUUCGGCGACGCGCAAUGUGCUACUACCAGUGGCGACAACAGCGAUUUAGGUUCGGCUCGAGGGCCCAGCGAAAUGAACGAAGAGCAAAAGACUAGAUCUGAUCUCCUGAAACGCGUACAUCAGAGCGCGGUAGAAGACAUGAAAAACACGCCGCCCGAAGUUUCCAGCUCAUCCAGCGACGUCACGAUGCACUUGACGGAACGCAAAGGACAGUUUUUCUUCAGCGACGUCGACGUAGGCGACAGCAUUGUAGUGUGGCACUCGUUCGGCGAUUGUUGUUUUGUGGCCGUAUGCGGCGAAGCCGAAAACGUCUGUCUUGCAGGAUACUGCUUAAAGUUGAUCAUUCAAAGCGUGUCAGCGCACAUAAUUUUUUUGACACCAGCGGAGCUAAAUGGUAAAAUUGGACUCUUGCGCGGCAUCGUGGAGCUUUACAUGCCGAGUGGAAGACUGUUGUUCAUGAAUCAGAGUAUCGUGAAGCAGUACGAACAAAUGUUACACAAACUAGUGUCUUGAAUAAAUGUUUCGCAAACAUC